This is a messenger RNA of Acaulospora morrowiae, 340 nucleotides long. Lineage: Eukaryota; Fungi; Glomeromycota; Glomeromycetes; Diversisporales; Acaulosporaceae. The record is from the annotation of a GenBank genome assembly.
AUGACCAACACUUCUUCAGGUUAUGACCUAUUUCCGGCUAAACCGACUGAACCUCUUUUGCCAUUCAGCAAUAAUGAAAGUGCGAGCUCUACUUCUGCAAGACAAUAUAGCACAGAAACUUCGAAAGCUAAAGAAUUAGAACGUUGGAGCUGGCCGUGGUGGAAAGAGUGGGCAAUUAUUUUUAUUGUUUUUGGUAUUACUGGUUCAACUACUGUCAGGAUCGUCCGACCCAUAGUAACUAAUGUUUUCGGAAUUGAAGGUAGCUUCAGAGAAGGUCCUUGGUCGUAUAGGCUUACCUAUCUUAGUAUAACUCUUCCGCUAUAUUCUAUCAUCCUUUUCU